Messenger RNA from Talaromyces atroroseus, 1341 nucleotides. RefSeq lists its product as hypothetical. Lineage: Eukaryota; Fungi; Ascomycota; Eurotiomycetes; Eurotiales; Trichocomaceae. The record is from RefSeq and is a predicted model, not a curated record. The transcript has 4 exons. Gene Ontology annotation, cellular component: cytoplasm. The coding region runs from base 1 to 1341 and encodes 446 amino acids. Gene Ontology annotation, molecular function: oxidoreductase activity.
AUGUCUUCUCGCCGGCACCCAGGCUUUCCAGUAGAGAACCCGAUAACUUCUUACUGGCUUAAGGAUCCCCAUCCUUUGGCAUCUUACCGAUACUCAGAAACCAUUCCGGAAGAAUGUGAUAUUGCUAUCAUUGGUACUGGGAUGGCCGGCGUAGCCACGGCUUACCACAUCCUUACGGACCCUAACAUCGGGGUACCUCGGCCGCGUGUUGUUCUCCUCGAAGCACGCCAGGCUUGUUCCGGUGCAACAGGGCGUAAUGGCGGCCACACAAAAUUAGCCACGACGGUCAUCCGCCGAUUGCACACCACUGACGGGCCCGAAGCUGUCGAGCAAGUUGCUCGUCACCAGCUAAAUCAGCUUGCUGCGCUCAAAGAUGUCGUCGAUAACGAGAAAAUAGACUGUGAACUGCGUGUAACCCGCUCGUUUGACAUUUUCUUUGACCAAGGCCAUGCAGAGAAAUUCCGGGACUUUCUUCAUACCAGGCAGACCGAAGGAGCUUCCUGGGCCAAGGAGGUCCGGUGGAUUGACGAGGACGAACUGGACAAGAUCACUGGUGUCAAAAAUAGCAAGGGUGCCCUCAGUGUUCCUGCGGUGUCCUUGUGGCCGUAUAAGCUCGUUACAGCUCUGCUUUCAAGAGUAAUUGAGCUUGGUGGUCAGCUCUACACCGAGACUUGUGUGACCAAAGUGGACGAAGAUGCUUCCGGUACAACGAUCUUAACAACUUCUAGAGGAGUUUUGAAUGCUCGUAAGACUGUCUUUGCGACUAAUGCUUAUACUGCUGCCUUGCUGCCCCGGUAUGAAGCAAUAAUUACCCCCUUCAAGGGUCAAAACUCUCAUCUUUCUCCUGGAAAAUUUUUCACGCCGCCAAAAGUCCUCAACAAUACAUACAACCUACACUUCAAUGAGCGCUAUGCAGAUUAUCUAGUUCCCAGGCCAGACGGAACAAUUAUACUCGGUGGAGCAAAGUGGACUUUUGAAAGUGAUAGAGACAAAUGGUGGAACAAUAUCGAUGACUCAACAUUGAUCAACGACACCGCUACUAGCCACUUUGACUCAGUUAUGUCUGACCACUUUCACGGCUGGGAGAAUGCCGAUGCACGUCACGAUUUGGUCUGGAGCGGAAUCAUGGCAGCUACUCCAGACCUAUUCCCUCAUGUGGGCAAGGUACCUGGCUCGAAGAAUCAAUGGAUACUGGCAGGGUUCAAUGGCGCUGGGAUGCUGAUGAUAUUCACGACUAGCCAGGCUAUUGCAAGAAUGGUUAGAGAGGGUGUUGUUUAUGAGGAAACAGGACUUCCGGCGCAAUUUCAAUCGACAAUGGAGCGGCUGACAGUUACACACUGA